Molecule: messenger RNA, 3234 nt
Organism: Phycomyces blakesleeanus NRRL 1555(-)
Lineage: Eukaryota; Fungi; Mucoromycota; Mucoromycetes; Mucorales; Phycomycetaceae
Exons: 3
Coding region: 1-3234 (1077 amino acids)
Biological process (GO): lipid metabolic process
Source: RefSeq, a predicted model, not a curated record
AUGCUGUCAGUCUCUCAACUCACAGUCUACCAACGCACACUUCACGAUGUCUCUCCUACACUUUUACCUGAACAUAUAGCCCGUCUCAUAACAGCUGUUUCACUAGCCGCUCGGCUCUCCCUUCGAUGCUCAUCGCUUCUUAUUGAAGUUCUCCUAGAGUCAGCCAAAUACAGUACAUCAUUUUCAUUUGGGAUAUCUCGCCAGGCUCUGAUAACAGCCCUAUCAUCUGCCAAACGUCUUCAUGCGCUCGCUACGUCAGAAGCUAAGGACGAUGAUACUAAUGAAAGUGGUGGCUUUUUGCAAGUGUUGGACAAAUACACCAAUCUUGGGAUCUACAUUGUGCACCACACAUUUACACUGGCAGAGCUAUUUGCGAUGUCGGGUCUGCAAUUUACAUCACAGACGGUCAAGUCUGGUUUUAUGGCAGCCGAAGAGUCAGUACACAUGAUCGAUAGUAUUUUUGGAUCUAAUGAAACAUCCCGUGCGAUUGCAUCCAUCAUUACACUUGUACACCGUGAACUGAUGAACGAUCCUGACUUUGAGCUGGCCAAAGUUGGCAAGAUUGCGAUUCUCUCCGGGUUAACAAAAGCUAUGACUGCAUUUGCAGUUCUCCAAAGCGUCACUCAUCGAAGAACAAUGCAACAAGUGAAGAUCAGUGUACUCUGGAAGGGUGUAGUCGAAGAAGAAGAAGAGAACGAGCAGGCCCUCAUUCAAUUCAAGUCUUCUUCUGAAAAUCUUCCGGAUGAACACACGGAUAUCAUUGAUGAACUCGAAACAAUUCUCACGAACCAGCCACCUAUCAACGAUACAGAUGACAGCGAUGCCUUUGAAAUCACCACCACAACCCGUCGAACUACUACUCGUACAACAAAGAUAUCCCCUGUUGGUCACACUCAUGAUCCAAACAGAACAAAAUACAUUACAGUAAAGUCAGACGAAGAAGAACAAGAAGCAUUUGUCGCCUUUGUCGAUCGUAACUCUGGCUCUGCAAACGUACAACCUCAGAUCGAACCAGUUGAGACACUAAAGCACACCAUUUGCGACACCCCACAAGUGGAAGAUCUAGACAACGGAAAAGACAAAAGCAGUAAAGACCUUUGUAUUCCCUCUAAUCUAGAAUCCCAGCCAACUGUACCAAUAAGAGCCCUCAGACCUGCAAAGAGCUUUAGAAUUCUUUUGUCAGCAGUAUCCAAAAAAUUAACCCGCAAAAAGGUCGAGCGUCAAGAACAGACUGAGUACGAAGCAUUGCAAAAAUCGCUAUUGGCAAAGCAAGAGAAUGGUUCAUGGAAACAGCACGAUUCUGUUGAUACUACUCUCUCUUCAGGACCCAUAACAACAAUGACUUCUACUUCAACCUCGACCACCCUUUUUACCGCCGCCGCCGAGUAUAAUACAGAAUCAGGCACAACUAUAAGCGAAAUCAACAAUGCAACAAGUGAUGAUGAGACUGUCGAGAAAGAGUCCGAGCAUCGACUCAAGAGACGUAGCUCAUGGAGUAGACUCAAGCUGCGCGGAGAAGCUCAUCGCAAGAGCAUCAGUCAGAUGAUCCAAAAGGGUGCAGAUAUCCUUGGACAGAAGCCAAUGCAUGCAGCACCCCCACCUCUCCCUACCACAUCUCGAUCACUGGCUUCUGGACCCGACUUAAAUAUUUAUUCUUCCCCUUCUUCGUCAACCUCAUCUUACGGUGGUUCAAAUUCUGGAUCUAUCCUACCAAAUGUGCUAGCAAAGACAAGUCAUGAGCCUGGAUCUCGUUUAUCUGUCUCAAGUCGACCUGGUCUCACAAGAACCAGUUCAAUUGCCAGUAUUACAUCUCUAUCUAGUAUGUCUCAUACUAUGACAACUACCACCACAACUUAUACCAAUUCAUCCACACCUUCAUCUCCUCGUUCAAUAUGUGCUCCUUGUCCCAGUCGCAGUCAAAUUAACAGCCGCAAUCAGAACAACAAUCAGAACCAUGCUCCAGCUCAGCCUGAUCUCACUGUAGAAAUAAAUAACAACUUUCCCCGUAAUCAUAUCGUUCACAACAUUGCACAUUUCAUGCGGUACGCAAGUGCCGCUUAUGGCGAAUCAUUUAUGCGAAUCCUAGGAAUUGGAGAUAUUCCUCAAGUUUUGCCGACCUCUCAUCACCAUCACCCCAACCACCACGCUUUUGCCCACCACACAGGUUUAUCAGUUCAAGAUAUUCUGUUGUCUAGCUAUACAGACAUGACAUUCAUGUCAGUUAAACACCCACAGCUUCACGCCCUUGUACAUUAUGUCACAGUAGACCAUUCUGCAAAAGCUGUGGUGCUAACUUGUCGUGGUACUCUUGGCCUAAGUGAUGUAUUGACAGACUUGACGUGUGAUUAUGCAAACUUUACUCUACCAGCUGAUCAAAAUGAUCCUCCAAGAAAAUAUAUUGCUCACGGAGGAAUGCUCGAGGCUGCUCAGCUACUAGCCAAAAAGAAAGGUCGCGUCUUUCAAAAAGUAUGCGAAGGACUCUUGAUGUACCCAGAAUACGGUCUUGUAAUAUGUGGCCAUUCCCUUGGUGGCGGUGUUGCAAGUCUCUUAAGUGUCCUUUGGAGUCAGGAACAAGCCCAACCAAGUCGUCUGGCAGCAUUGUCAUCGAGCCGCCCUACAUUUGUUACAUCCUCCUUAUUUGGCUUACCACCAGGGCGCCCCAUCCAUUGUUAUGCAUACGGACCACCGUGUACUAUGUCCCAGGAGCUAAGUGAGUACUGUGGACAAGGAUUAGUUACCAGUGUCGUCCAUGGAUUUGAUAUUGUCAGUAGCCUGAGUCUGGGACUCUUGCGUGAUUUCAAGAAUGUGGCUGUAAGUUUGCAUGCUGAGAGUGGAGUUGCCGACGAUAUUCUCGGUCGAGUGAUGGGUCGGUAUAAUUCUCCACGCGAACAUAAGAAUGAUGACGAGGACGAGGACGACCAGUGGUUCUGGGCUCUUAUAAAGACAAUGCGGGCCGAUAUGCGCGCAGAAAAGCUCUAUCCACCUAGCACAGUUUAUCUAAUCGAGUCAGUACCUCAACUCCUGCAGAACACUGAGCAGCAAUCGACAACAUCAAAUAGCAAAUCGCAAAAAUGGAAGACAAAACGUGCUCAUAAUGUAGUUUUAAGUCGUUGUGAUGAUAUACAAGCUAGAUUUUCAGAAAUUGUAUUUUCUCGGUCUAUGUUCAUGGAUCAUUCUCCAUUUAUGUAUGAAAAGGCUAUCCUGCAGCUACGCAGAGGCUAUUUCGAAACCUAA